This is a messenger RNA of Salvia hispanica, 1183 nucleotides long. Its product is annotated as hypersensitive-induced response protein-like protein 1. NCBI's taxonomy places the organism in Eukaryota, Viridiplantae, Streptophyta, Magnoliopsida, Lamiales, Lamiaceae. The record is from RefSeq and is a predicted model, not a curated record.
CUUAGGAACCAAGCAGGCAACGCGCCAGCAAGUAGCACACCCCUUCCAUUAUUUAUAAACCCCCACCAAAUUCCCACUUCUCUCCAUAGGAAAAAACCCAUCUUUUUACUUCGUAGGCCAAGAAUUGAGAAUGGGGAAUUACCUGUGCUGCUGUAUUCAAGUUGACCAAUCCACCGUUGCGAUCAAGGAGCGAUUUGGGAAAUUUGAUGAAGUUCUUGAGCCAGGUUGCCACUGUUUGCCUUGGUUUCUUGGAAGCCAGAUGGCUGGCCAUCUCUCUCUCCGUCUGCAGCAGUUAGAUGUCAAGUGUGAGACCAAGACCAAGGACAAUGUGUUUGUGAAUGUGGUGGCCUCGGUGCAGUACCGCGCCAUUGCUGAAAAGGCCAACGACGCGUUUUACAAGCUCACCAACACGAGGAGUCAGAUUCAGGCCUAUGUCUUUGAUGUGAUCAGAGCCAGUGUUCCGAAACUCAACCUUGAUGAUGCUUUUGAGCAGAAGAACGAAAUUGCUAAGGCUGUCGAAGAUGAACUUGAGAAGGCUAUGUCGGCCUAUGGUUUUGAGAUCGUGCAGACGCUGAUUGUCGAUAUAGAGCCGGAUGUGCAUGUUAAGAGAGCCAUGAAUGAGAUCAAUGCAGCUGCUAGGUUGAGGGUGGCUGCUAACGAGAAAGCGGAAGCUGAAAAGAUUUUGCAGAUCAAGAGAGCCGAAGGUGAAGCAGAGGCCAAGUACCUCUCGGGUCUGGGUAUUGCUCGUCAGCGCCAGGCAAUUGUGGAUGGCUUGAGGGACAGCGUGCUGGGAUUCUCCGUGAACGUGCCUGGGACCACUGCCAAGGAUGUCAUGGACAUGGUUCUCGUCACCCAAUACUUUGACACGAUGAAGGAGAUAGGCGCCACCUCCAAGUCUUCCGCAGUCUUCAUCCCACACGGACCAGGCGCUGUUCGUGAUGUGGCCUCCCAGAUUCGCGACGGCCUUCUUCAGGCUUCCCAGCAUCCGGCUUAACGUCAGCACCUCAUCAAAAGUUCGUCUUGUUAAAUCGUUAUUUCAUCGUCUUUCUCAAUUUGUGGAUACUUCUCUGCAUUCAGCCCUUACUGAUUUAGUGUUUUUAUUCUCUGUUUGAUGAGUUUGGUAAACAUGUGUUUUGUACAGUAAGUUUGCUUAAUGAUAUUAAUUACUAUGUUUCUAUCAUAA